Molecule: messenger RNA, 1315 nt
Organism: Rhizophagus irregularis DAOM 181602=DAOM 197198
Lineage: Eukaryota; Fungi; Glomeromycota; Glomeromycetes; Glomerales; Glomeraceae
Cellular component (GO): fungal-type vacuole membrane
Source: RefSeq, a predicted model, not a curated record
AAAGCUACUCGCAUUCUGAGUUCGAAACUUUAGAUAUUUUUUACGUCUGAAAUGUAUUUUACAGAGCGGCAUCGUUAUGCCAUUGGCAUUCUCACAUUACUUUGCGUAGUAUUUAUUUGGGUCGGAUCUUCGUUUUUGAUGAACAAUAUAUUUGCAAAUCAAAAGUAUAACAAGCCAUUCAUUAUCACAUAUACAUGUACAGCUUCUUUUUCAUUAUAUUUACUAUAUUUUAUUUGUAAUAAGAAACGGCAUAUAGACAAACAAAGAAUGACGAAUUUUAACACUGCGUUGUAUGAUGUUUUGUCACGUUCGUCAAGUGAACGUUCAUUGAAUUCAAAUGAUGAUAAUCAUCCUCAUAUUGACCCUCAUGAUGUGCUUUCGUCCAUGCAUGAUGAGGAAAAGUUGACAACUCGACAAGUUGCCGAAUUGGGAUUUACCUUUUGUAUUUUAUGGUUUGCAGCUAACUGGAGUACCAAUGCAUCUAUCGCGUAUACGUCUGUUGCAAGUAGCACAAUCUUAUCUUCAACAUCAGGAUUGUUCACUUUAAUUAUUGGUUCUCUUUUUGGAGUUGAAAAGUUUACAUUAAUUAAAUUAGCAGCAGUUCUUAUAAGCAUUUUUGGUGUUUUCUUAAUCUCGAAUGGAGAUGAAUUCAGUUCUGAUGAACCUGGUGAUGAUAUUCCUACUAAUCCAUUAUUUGGCAAUCUUCUUGCUCUAAUGGGAGCUUUUUUUUAUGGAUGCUAUACAAUUUUGUUGAAGUUACGUAUCCAAAAUGAAUCUCAUGUUAAUAUGCCAUUAUUCUUUGGAUUUGUUGGGAUAUUUAAUGUAAUUUUACUUUCGCCGAUAUUUCCGUUGCUACAUUUUACUGGAUUAGAACAAUUUGAACUUCCACCAAAUAUUACAAUAUGGACAAUGAUUGCAAUUAAUGCAUUAAUAGGCACCUUCUUAUCAGAUUAUCUUUGGCUUCUAGCUGUUUUGCUAACAUCUCCACUGACUGCUACACUUGGAUUAAGUUUGACGAUACCUAUAGCGUUAAUUGGUGAUAUAUUUUUCAAAGGACUUGUAAUGAGUAAAGAAUAUUGGCUUGGGGUUUUUAUGAUAGUUGGUGGAUUUCUUUGUGUAAACUUUUAGAGCUAUAUAGAAAAGUGAUAAAAUAUUGAAAUACACUAUACAUUGUAUUAGUAUAUGUGAGUACAUAUAUAAUAUACUGUGUAUAUAUAUAGUACUUAAAAAUAAGUUAAAUUAUUGAAACAAUGCCAAUUCCCCAUAGAUUAAUUAAUUAUCCCUUAAGGAUCUUAUUUUUAUUUCUUUGGAAAAA